AUGUCUGACACCACUGACGACGCCAAUAAUCCCAAUAAUUUGAUGUUGAAAUUUCAAAAACUUCAAUCUGAAACCAAUGAGAUUCAAUCGAUAUUUUCCAAGCAAUCUUCAUUCGACGCGACAAGUCUCUCUGGAAAUAGAAUGCUUAAAGAUUUCUGUGAAUCGAUGAGAAAUCAGCAGAAUGAACAAAAUAAGUUCAAUGAAGAACUUCUGAAGACGAUGAAAGAUCAGAAUACAGAACUAACAAAUCGGCAGAACGAACAAGACAAGUUCAUUGAAGAGAAUUUUAAAACUAUGAGAGAUCAGAAUAGUGAACUGAAAAAUCAGAAUAGUGAACUGAAACAUCAAUCUGAGCAAGUGUUGAAAGAGAUUCGAUCGAUAAAAUCAGAUUUGGAAGAAUCGAAGAAACAACAUUCAUUAGAGAUACAGUCAAUGAAGAAAUUGAUGAGUGUUCCGGAUUCAGUUGAUUCAUCGUUACUUCCAGAUACUCCAGUGAAUAAUGAUACAUCAGCAAGUGUCACUGGAAAGGAAUUUAUACUCAAACACGUUUUCGAAAAUGUUUCAGAAAUCGGAGCGAGCCCAGUUUACAGCGAAGAAGAGGAACAUUUCAAUAUUCCGUGCUUUGUUUCAAAUGAAGGAACGAAAAAGAGUCGAGAAUUUUCCCACGAGUUUGGUACUAAAAAUGGAAAUACAAAGUUCACUUAUACAGGAUGGAAUAAAUUUGUUGACUGGGAAAUCUUGGAAAAGGACUAUGUACGGGAUGGAAAAUUAAGAGCAGAAAUUCGUGUCAAAAUCACAAAUACAAUUGGAUUAUAUGGAAAAACAUUGAGAAAUUUCGAUGAAAGAAAUAAAGCAUUUUCGGAUGUUGUGAUUGUAGUCAAAGAUACAAAAUUCUAUGUAUUUAAGUUGCUUCUUGUUGCCCAAUCUGCCUACUUCAAGUCGCUUCUAUCAGAGAUAUCUCCGAACGCAGAGAUAGAACUCAGUGAUAUCGAACCCGAAGAUUUCCAGGUCUUUUUGGAAGUUUUGUACGGAGAACCAGCUAUCAAUGAAAAGACAGUGGAAGUUGUUCUAUACAUGGCGGAGAAGUACGAUACACAUGCUGUUACAAAGAAGUGCGAAGAAUUUCUUAUCGAUGAAUCUAGGAAGAAAAAGAAGAAGAAAUUGCAGUUAGCGACCAAGUACAAGUUGGAGAAAUUGAAGAAACACUGCUUCGACAAUAUCAACACCGCCGCUCUGUGA
Messenger RNA from Caenorhabditis remanei, 1239 nucleotides. RefSeq lists its product as uncharacterized. The transcript is spliced from 7 exons. Bases 1 to 1239 code for a protein of 412 amino acids. The record is from RefSeq and is a predicted model, not a curated record. NCBI's taxonomy places the organism in Eukaryota, Metazoa, Nematoda, Chromadorea, Rhabditida, Rhabditidae. Gene Ontology annotation, molecular function: protein binding.